Messenger RNA from Erinaceus europaeus (western European hedgehog), 1616 nucleotides. RefSeq names its product serpin B6-like. The record is from RefSeq and is a predicted model, not a curated record. Gene Ontology annotation, cellular component: cytoplasm. Gene Ontology annotation, molecular function: serine-type endopeptidase inhibitor activity. The transcript is spliced from 7 exons. Gene Ontology annotation, biological process: negative regulation of endopeptidase activity. Lineage: Eukaryota; Metazoa; Chordata; Mammalia; Eulipotyphla; Erinaceidae. Bases 140 to 1276 code for a protein of 378 amino acids.
GAUGCUAUCACUGCCCACUCUGAGUCAUCAGACCAGAAGCUAACAGAAAUCAAAGCUGAGAGGAAGCAUCCACCAGAGAAGCCUAGUGGAGCCAGGAGAGGAACCACAGCAGCAGUGGCAGGAGCUUCCAGGUCUCGUCAUGGAUUCUCUAUCCGAAGCCAAUGGCACCUUUGCUUUCAACCUCUUGAAAAAGUUGGGGGAAGGCAAUUCGAAGAAUAUCUUUUUCUCACCCCUGAGCAUCUCCUCUGCAUUGGCUAUGGUCCUCCUGGGGGCAAAAGGAAACACAGCUGCCCAGAUGUCUGAGGCACUUUCUUAUAAUAAAUUGAGAGACAAAGACGAAGUUAUUCACCAGGGGUUCCAGGCACUUCUCACUGAAAUCAAUAAGCCUGGCACCCAGUAUGUGUUGAAGACUGCCAGCAGGCUCUUUGGAGAAAAGUCCUAUGACUUCCAUCCAACAUUUAAAGACUCCUGCUACCAAUUCUACCAAGCAGAAGUGGAAAAUCUGGAUCUUAUUAAUGCUGCUGAGAAGUCUAGGAAACACAUCAACACAUGGGUUGCCAAUAAGACUGAAGAUAAAAUCACAGAGGUACUGCCUCCAAAUUCAGUUGAAUCGUUGACCAAGCUGAUACUUGUGAAUGCCAUCUACUUCAAAGGACAGUGGUUUAGUCAGUUCCAGACAGAGCGCACCCUGGAAAUGCCUUUCAAAAUCAAUGAGGAGGAAGAGAAGCCAGUGCAAAUGAUGUUUAAGUCAUCAACAUUGAAAAUGAACUAUGAAGAAGAGAUCUCCACUGAAAUUCUGGUGCUGCCCUAUUGUAGAAAAGAGCUGAACAUGAUCAUCAUGCUUCCAGACGAGGGUGUCAGCUUGGAAAUGCUGGAAAAAAAACUUACUUAUGAGAAAUUCUUAGAAUGGACAAGACCAAACAAGAUGUAUGAACAAGAGUCAGAAGUUCUCCUUCCACGAUUUAAACUGGAAGACAACUACAACAUGGAGGAGGUUCUUCGCAGUUUAGGAAUGACUGAUGCCUUCGACCUGAACAGGGCCGAUUUCUCUGGAAUGUCUCCGGAGAAAGACCUGUGUUUGUCCAGCGUCAGACACAAGUGUUUCUUAGAGGUCAACGAAGAAGGUGCAGAAGCAGCAGCUGCCUCUUGUGUGGUCAUAUUUUUCAAAAGCGGACAGAGAACUCACAGGUUCUGUGCAGACCACCCCUUCCUUUUCUUUAUCCAGCACAGCAAAACCAACACUAUUCUCUUCUGUGGCCGGUUUUCCUCUCCCUAAGGAAAUAAAAAUGACUAUAGACGUUUCUCUCUUCUCUCAUUGCUGGCUUUUCACCCUCAUCUUGCAGCUGACGGUGACAUUACUAGGGCACUGAUGUCAAUCCAGAAGGUAGAGAGAUAAGCUUUAAAGUCCUUGUUAUGGUUGAUUCUGUUAUAUUGGACAUUAAUUGUUUUUUUAUUUUUGGGGGGGAGGGGGAUCUAAAGUGUACCUUUACUCAGGUUUUGUUCAUUUUGACAGUGGUAUCAGGGGACUCUGAUUGAUAAUCUCUGUGUGGAAGGAGGUAUCUUCCCCAGCACCCCUCGCCCCCCCCAAAAAAAAAAACACAUGUAUUUCAACUGUG